GCAAAGAGAGGAUUUGCAAGAAAAAGUCGAAUAGACUGACCUAUGAGCAUAAGAAAGAAGAGGAAAUCGAAUUAUGUAUGAUGAGCUUGAGUUGAGUCACAAAAAGGGCUCAUCAUAGCCCUUUUAGAGUGACUUUCACGGUUAUAAUGAGCUUUCUUCUCCCUCUCCUAUUUCCAAGAACAAAUUCCAAUUUUUUCUUAUGUAGUGGAAACACCCUACAAUCUAAAGUUUUACGCUUCAUGUAAGAAAUGUUCUUGGUGGAUGCAGGACUUGGGACCCUCAGAAUUUGUAUGCAAGAUGAGCCUACAGGGGUGCCAAUCAACCGAGCCACCAGGUUUGAGAAUAGGGUGGGAUUCCUGGAUCUAGUGGCCGGUGAAUCACUGAUCAAAGAGCGAGCAGCCACCAGGUUUAAUGAUUUGGUGGGAUCUACAAAUGUAGUGGCUGGUGAACCGCUUCUUCUUCUUCCACGAAGAUUCAGACAAAACCGAGCUUGGAUGGAACUGAAAAAGAUUGAGAAAACGAAGGCAAAUAUCAAAGACUUUAUUAUUGAGAAAGUAAAAGGAGGUUAUUCAGUAGCCAUUGCAGGUUUCAUUACUUUUCUUCCAUUCCGUCGCAGAAGGAAAAGGAUAUUGAAUAAUCAAUUCACCGUUGAGAGCAUUAACCCCAAAAAGAAAAAUAUUGUGGUCUUCUAACACAAAAGAAAAAUAUUCUGGUCUUUGAAGGAAUG
This is a messenger RNA of Solanum stenotomum, 727 nucleotides long. RefSeq names its product ribosomal protein S1, mitochondrial-like. Gene Ontology annotation, molecular function: DNA binding. Lineage: Eukaryota; Viridiplantae; Streptophyta; Magnoliopsida; Solanales; Solanaceae. The transcript has a single exon. The record is from RefSeq and is a predicted model, not a curated record. The coding region runs from base 249 to 692 and encodes 147 amino acids.